AUGGGGAGACUAUUACUUUUUAUCGCUUUAAUGUUUAUUUUUCAUUAUGUUUCUGGACAACACACGCAUAAUCACCUUUGUGAAAAUAGCACAAAAAUAUCUCGCAGUUGUACAACUCAGAUACUAGGUGAAGAGUAUUCAGAUGAUGAUAGAUGCAAAGUUGAAUAUAUAGCACCAAACAGUUCAGAUUGCAUGAACAAUUUUGGUCCAAUAUCAUCAAAUUCUCAUAUUGGUGGAGUCAGUCUUAAACCAUAUAUCUUACCUCUGGUUCAUCGGGAUGAUAGAAGCUAUUAUUCUGUUAACUAUACUGUCCUCAAUAUAACUUUUAGUAACAUAAAAUGGAAAACUUUGAAAUUUCGGUUUCAAAAAUAUGACAAUAAAGAGAGUCACUGCAGGAAUAUUGUCAUUUCUAACGAUGUGACUAUAAAUGACCGAUCCGUUUUAUACUAUGACUGUUAUUGGUCUCUCACGGAUGGAAAUUAUAACGGUCAGAGCCACAUACUGGAUUUUGAAGCUACAGACGAUGUUGUUGUUAAUAGAGGUCGCUAUUAUUUCAAUAUACCAUCUGCUCAAAUGCUAAGUCCAACAAUAAAUGAGGAGGAUUGGAAACCAUUUGUUUAUAUUGCAAUUCUAACUAGUUCCAUGAAGUUAAACAUAAUGCCACCGCCUCAACAGCUGGCCCACAAAAUUAGUGCUUUUCAAAUAGACAUUAUGAGGAAUUGCGACAAAGAUAGUCAAUGUGAAGAGAAAGUUAAAAGUGUUUAUUUAAAAGUGGAAAAUUGUACUCGAGAAGUGACAUAUGAUCAUAGUCUUUUGAUUAAGGCUGGUUCAUACUACUUUGUUGUGAAACCGAUACAUGAAAUGUGUAAAAACAAUUUGGAUGGAUGUCAGUCGGUGAAAAGUCCAAAGAUUGUUAUCAUAGGCAGUGAAACUGGCACGAUAAACAUUUGCAUAGCGAGUGUGAGCGCGCUGGUGGUGGCCACGCUGUUCGCGUACUACGUGGUGCUGCGCGCCGUCCGGAGGUACUGGUGCAAGGAGUACGGACAGGAGGUACCGCCACCAACAAAAGUGUUAGUGAUAUAUUCUCCCGCUAACCGUUUGCACGCUGAGUGCGUUUCAUCCUUCGUCACGUAUUUACGUUCAGAAUACGGUUUCGACGUAAUGUAUGACGAUGAUAUAUCUAAAACUACCCACGGUGACCCAUACAUUUGGGCGGGUGAGGCUUUAGAAUUUGCAUCCCAUGUGAUUUAUGUUGUCGGUCCAGCUGAAAACUCCAAUUUAUACAAUAACAUAUACGACAAACCCAUCAUAGCACAUAAAGAUGUCGACAAAUUACUGCUUUCCCUAUUAAAACAAACUAGGGUCUCAAGAUGCCCUAAAGAGAUAAUGAACGUUUUCUUCGAAUAUUCCAACGGUCCGGUACCAAUUGAAACUAGGCACGAUAAAGUGUUUUUCUUACUAAAAGAUUGGCAGAAAUUAAUCGCUCAUUUGUCUAAAAAUUUGUUGCCCAAAAAGCAAAUAAUGCGAACGGAGAAAGGGCGUUGUUUCCUCGAUGACUUGUCUAGGGCCAAAAAGGUUUUGAACGGUCGGAACGAUGACGUCAUAGUUAGAUGUGAAAAGAAUAUAUUCGAAAAGAAGGUUUUAUUG
Molecule: messenger RNA, 1647 nt
Organism: Brenthis ino (lesser marbled fritillary)
Lineage: Eukaryota; Metazoa; Arthropoda; Insecta; Lepidoptera; Nymphalidae
Source: the annotation of a GenBank genome assembly